Molecule: messenger RNA, 2266 nt
Organism: Cicer arietinum (chickpea)
Lineage: Eukaryota; Viridiplantae; Streptophyta; Magnoliopsida; Fabales; Fabaceae
Product: protein MICRORCHIDIA 2-like
Cellular component (GO): nucleus
Molecular function (GO): ATP hydrolysis activity
Source: RefSeq, a predicted model, not a curated record
AAAAUUCUCCAGAGAGUUGAAGUUUUCACUUUCACUUGUUGAGAGUUGAGUGUACCUUCUUCUUCCAUGUCCGUGGUUCCCAAACCCGAGAGAAACGGCAUCACCAUUCCCGUCGUCGAGAUUGACAGCGACGACGAGACCUCCGCAGGUGCUGCAAUGAGCGACGUUCAAUUUCCGACUGAGCUACCACUUCAGCUUCAGCAAAACCCUGAAUCAACUUCACCUCCAUCAGUCUCUAGAAGCCAUAGUUUUUGGAAAGCUGGCGAUUACGUUGUCGGUCCAUCUUCAAAGCCAUCUCCUGUUCAAGGUCAUUUGGAUCAUGCACGAGUUCAUCCCAAGUUUCUUCAUUCUAAUGCAACUUCCCAUAAGUGGGCUUUUGGAGCAAUUGCUGAGCUAGUGGAUAAUGCUGUUGAUGAGAUUCAAAAUGGUGCAACUUUUGUUAAGGUUGACAAGCUUGAGAACACGAAGGAUAAUUCACCAGUUCUAUGUUUUCAAGAUGAUGGUGGUGGAAUGGAUCCUAACUCAAUACGAAAGUGCAUGAGCUUGGGUUAUUCUUCAAAGAAGUCAAAGACAACAAUUGGACAGUAUGGCAAUGGAUUCAAGACAAGUACUAUGAGAUUGGGUGCUGAUGCUAUUGUGUUUAGCCGUUCCACAAGUUCAGGCCGGGCAACACAAAGUGUGGGCCUACUAUCCUAUACCUUUUUGCGGAGAACCGGGCAAGACGAUGUAAUCAUUCCAAUGAUAGAUUUUGACAUAUCUGGCCAUUGGGCUGAGCCGAUUAUUUAUGGCUCACAAGAUGAUUGGUCAUCAAACUUGAAAACAAUUCUUGAUUGGUCUCCCUUCACAACAAAAGAGGAGCUCAUGCUUCAGUUUGAUGAUAUAGGAUCACAUGGAACCAAGAUUUUAAUAUAUAAUUUGUGGUUGAAUGAUGAAGGAAUAUAUGAAUUGAGUUUUGAUGAUGAUGCUGAGGAUAUCAUGCUUAGAGAUGAGGCCAACAGAGGAGAUGGGAAGAAGUUGAACAAAAAAACUGUUCAGCUUCAGUCACAUAUUUCUUACCGCAUUCGUUAUUCUUUACGGGCAUAUGUAUCUAUGCUAUAUCUCAGAAAAUUUUCGAACUUCAAAAUCAUACUAAGGGGAAAGCCUGUCGACCAGUUUGACAUUACAGAUGAGUUGAUACAUUCAGCAGUAGUUAGAUACAAGCCCCAGAUUGGCACGACUCAAGCGGCUAUGGUGGAGACAACCAUUGGAUUUAUAAAGGAGUUUAUUUCUCUUAAUGUUACUGGAUUUAAUGUAUACCACAAAAAUCGCCUAAUCAAGCCAUUUUGGAAAGUAACUGGAGAUGGUUCAUCAAAAGGGAAUGGUGUUGUUGGAAUUCUUGAAGCCAAUUUUAUAGAACCUGCACAUGAUAAACAAGACUUUGAGAGAUCAGUACUGUUCAUACGGCUGGAAGCGAAGCUGAAACAAAUGACGAUGGAAUACUGGAAGGAGCACUGUCACUUAGUUGGAUAUCAGCCUCUAAAUUUCAGAUCACAAAUGCUAAAGGAAGCCCGGAUUCGACAAUCAGCAGGGCAUCCAAAUAAUUCACGGAAUGAGUUGAUAGAAGAUAUUUGCUUAGAAGCUGAACAUCAAGAAGUUUUGAAUUUGGAUCAGCCAAAUGAGGGUCUUCCUGCAACUUGGAAUCAAAGUUUGAUUCAUGAACAGUGUGGUAUAUCAAGUGGAGCUUCAGCGUUAGUAUCUAUUGAUGAUAUCUGUGAAGAAAACAUAAAACUUUUCACGAGGUGUGAGGAGUACAGGCAAAAGGAGACAGAGUUGAAAAAGACGGUUGAGGACUUGGAGAAUGAGUUUAAUGAAAUCCAAACCAAAUGUGCCUAUAUUUCUUCACUCAUAGAGGGCAAGAGGAAGCAGAAGGGUGCAUGCUGAUUUUCCUUUCAUCUCACCUUUCAAGUAAAAUGCGCCUCUGGUUUCUGGCUAUUACUAAUUUGGCUGAUUUGGAAGAACAAAAUUUGCUUUAGUCAAAAGCGCUUUGCAUUACUACUUAUUUAGCAAAUGUUUGGUUUUUCGUCUGCAGUCCAUGAACAGACGUUGGGACAGGUCAAACAUGAUUUGACUCUGCAGUAUUUUUUUAUUUUAUUUUUAAGAGAAGUCAAUUUGACCGUCCAAAACUGAUUCUAUGUGAAGCAAGAAAUUAAAUUGUAUCUUUCAUGGUGAUUGUGAAUUAAUUUUACUAUUGAAUGAUUAGUUGUGUAUAUCUUGCACUUUGUUGUUA